UACAAUUCUCCGUUACCUUAUCUCCAUUUCAUACAAGACACGAGCUUUCCUUUCCCCUUGAAAGAAAACCAUAGUCCUUACCUUCUCGCCAACAGAAAUGCUAUUACCUCUGGCCAUUCGACAAAAUACGGGCAAUACAGCAAAUUAUGCUUCAAAUUUCCUAAACCCAGCAAAAUCCCCCAAACAUCCAAGCUUUCCAAAUACAGUUCAUCCACCCAACACAAGAAAACUCAAACCCAUUAAUAUUUCCUGUUCGUCUUCAUCCCCAACUCAAGAAACGUCAUCAAUCUUGGAGAAUCAUGGCAGUAAUCAAGAUAAACAGAAGCUGGGAGUUGUAGUGAAGACGAUGGAGAGACCAAGACUAGUGCUGAAAUUCGUGUGGAUGGAGAAGAACAUUGGAAUAGCUAUAGACCAAGUGAUUCCAGGAGGUCGUGGUGGGACUAUUCCUUUGAGUCCUUACUAUUUUUGGCCAAGAAAAGAUGCUUGCGAGGAGCUUAAAACUAUGCUGGAGCGUAAACCUUGGAUUUCCAAGAAACAGAAGGUUGUUUUGCUCAAUCAAGCUGCUCAUAUCAUCAAUUUGUGGCAGCUGAGUAACGGGACUUGUUUGUAAGUUAAGGUUUCACAUUUUAUUUUUGCUUAUAUGUACGACACUUCACAGCUGAAAUUGUUUGCAACCUUUCAUUAAGUGGGGCGUGCUCUUAAUUUUUAAUUAUAAGCGGAUCAAGGUCAGCUCGUUAGCAUCUUUA
This is a messenger RNA of Olea europaea var. sylvestris, 746 nucleotides long. RefSeq names its product 30S ribosomal protein 3, chloroplastic-like. The record is from RefSeq and is a predicted model, not a curated record. The transcript has a single exon. Gene Ontology annotation, cellular component: ribosome. Gene Ontology annotation, biological process: translation. Gene Ontology annotation, molecular function: structural constituent of ribosome. Lineage: Eukaryota; Viridiplantae; Streptophyta; Magnoliopsida; Lamiales; Oleaceae. Bases 98 to 610 code for a protein of 170 amino acids.